AUGGAGAUGACACUGCAAUCUGCAUUGUGCCCAACAAAGCGUCCUGUGUGCAUGUUAGAAGGCGAAAACCUGACAGCCACAGCUCCUAAGUUUACAAAGAGACGGCGAAGAGAUCACUCCUCUGCUGUUAAAGAACAGCAAGCUGAAGUACAGCAGCCACGGGCUGAUCAAUCUGCUGCUACUACUACUGCUGCUACUGCAACUGUUAAAAGAAGCUCGAGAUUCCGUGGUGUUAGCAGGCAUAGAUGGACAGGAAGGUAUGAAGCGCAUUUAUGGGACAAAGGGUCAUGGAAUCCCACACAAAGGAAGAAGGGAAAGCAAGUGUAUCUGGGAGCUUAUGAUGAAGAAGAAUCUGCUGCGAGAGCAUAUGAUUUAGCAGCACUAAAGUACUGGGGAACAACAACUUUUACCAAUUUCCCGGUAUCAGAUUAUGAGAAAGAAAUUGAGAUCAUGAAAACCCUUACUAAAGAAGAGUACUUGGCAUCAUUAAGAAGAAGAAGUAGUGGCUUUUCAAGAGGUGUUUCCAAGUAUAGAGGAGUUGCAAGGCACCAUCACAAUGGGAGAUGGGAAGCAAGGAUAGGGAGAGUGUUUGGAAACAAAUAUCUCUACUUGGGAACUUACAGCACCCAAGAGGAGGCUGCUCAUGCUUAUGAUAUUGCAGCAAUAGAAUACAGAGGCAUCAAUGCAGUGACUAACUUUGACUUGAGCACCUACAUCAGAUGGCUAAGACCAGUUUUCAAUUCACUUGCUGCCCAAGAACCAAAACCCGCCGCAACCACUACAAUCCCACCGACAACUUCGCCUUACCUCAUUCCCACUAAUGAAAAACCAGACUCUUCCAUUUUCAAUCUCAACCCUUUUACAUUAGAGGACUUGGAGACCUCCAAACCCCAAGAGAUUUUCCAAAGUCAGACACCUAUUAGUCCCUUCAUCAACUCUUCUUCCCCGACCGCACUUGACCUCCUCUUCAAAUCCUCAGUGUUCAGGGAGCUAGUUGAGAAGAAUCUGUGCGCGGAGAGUGAUGAAAACGAAGGCAAUGACAUGAAGAACCUGCUACAGAUGAAGAACAGCCAUUUUGACAUGAUUUCCUAUGAUGGCAAUGGCAGUAUAGAUUGUACUAGUUCUGCCAAUUCCUAUGCAUUGCCUGGUUUGGAGUCUCAGGAGGAGAGCGCAUUGACAUUGUGCAAUGAAAGGGGACAAUCUCUAUGGAACUUUCCAUCAAACUUUUCUUCUGUUAAUUUUAACUAA
Molecule: messenger RNA, 1248 nt
Organism: Morus notabilis
Lineage: Eukaryota; Viridiplantae; Streptophyta; Magnoliopsida; Rosales; Moraceae
Product: AP2-like ethylene-responsive transcription factor At1g79700
Exons: 8
Coding region: 1-1248 (415 amino acids)
Biological process (GO): regulation of DNA-templated transcription
Molecular function (GO): DNA binding; DNA-binding transcription factor activity
Source: RefSeq, a predicted model, not a curated record